This is a messenger RNA of Orbilia oligospora ATCC 24927, 486 nucleotides long. RefSeq lists its product as uncharacterized. The record is from RefSeq and is a predicted model, not a curated record. The coding region runs from base 1 to 486 and encodes 161 amino acids. The transcript is spliced from 2 exons. NCBI's taxonomy places the organism in Eukaryota, Fungi, Ascomycota, Orbiliomycetes, Orbiliales, Orbiliaceae.
AUGGUUACGCCGGUUAGUACCGGGGCGAGGGAGACAGGUGCUGUAUCCGUCUUUACGGAAGUUUGGAGUACGAUCGAUGGGGCUAAGUCUUCAUUAGUCGAGUCUGUGCCAGUAAAUACCAGUCCGCCUUCCACGAUUAUACCGGCCACAACGACUGCAGGUUCAACAGGCAUGAAACCUAUAAAUACAAAUUCAUCGGCAGCAUCUACGAGUACACAAGGUGGGGGUUUAUCUAUGGGAGAAAUAGCAGGGAUAGCAGUCGGUGCUGUAGUAGGGUCGAUUUUGAUCCUUCUAGUAGUAAUCUGUGUGAAGAGUAAAAGAGUACGAAAACAUCUAGGAUUGAAGCAACCGGCACAGGAAAUGUCACAGGGACAUAUGUCUGUAGGAAUAUAUACAGCGGAUGGACUACCGGUGAAAAAUGGGGUGGUGUACGGAGAUGGCAGGGCAGAAACGGAAUAUUCACCUGGUACAAGAGAGGGGGUAUAG